AUGGAAGCGGCAUCAGUUGUUAUGCAUAGAGGUUCUGGUGCCGCUGUGCUAGGGCGAAAGCCAGAUCCUGCCUCAGCUCUCUCAACUGCUUCUGGGCUGAUUCGUAAUUACGACUAUCUGGAAGCGCUGUCUCUCCUGCGCGAUGCCGAAAGGGAAUAUGCGGAGUGUGGAGAUUCGGAGGUGCUGUCGCGGUUCUCAGAGUUGCAGGCGGAAAUUCAUGUGCUCUUGGGUGACCACAAGGAAGCCUUGCGCUGCCUCCAACGUUCGAACUUCAGCCGAACAUCUGCGAUCGCUGCCGCCCGGAUAGCUCUGCACGUAAAGUGUAAGUCAACUGCAGCCGAUAUAUCCGCAUCCGUUUGUGACCUGUUGACGAGGUGCAUGUCCAGCUGUUCGGACGAGCGUCGCAUCCCCCCGGAUACGCACGCUCUACUACUAGAGUGGUCGCGGCGCGCUGGGCGCCUCUCACAUCUGCACGACUGGACUGUGCGCGCGAAGAGGCGUGGCGGAGGGAUCCGGUUCUUCCGCGAUUACCCGUCGCUGACUCCGUAUUUGCGCACGAUACUGUUGCUGCAGCGCGAGUGGCUUCUAGACGGCAUAGAUUCGCAGGAAAGGGUGACCCCGUACGUCACGUUGGAACCGCUGCGCUAUGUAGACCCCGCGUGCGACAGCGGCGCGGCGCUGGUCCGCAGCAUUUGCGACGGCGUCGAGCACACGCUUCAGCGUGAGCGGCACUUCGUGUUCUACGUGGAUUCGCUACCCCUCGCGCUGGCGUGUUUGACGCGCCAGCUGAGGGAACUGGAUGGUAGCACGCUCGAUAGGCUGCAUACCAAGCGAAGGGUGGACGUGGUCGAAGGUGACUGUGCAAGCCGUGAUGCGGAGUCUCCGGAGGAACGGGUGUUCGCUAACAAUAACGUGACCGACAGGCCUGCAAAGGCCAUGCGCCUCAAUCCGACAAACUGUGAGUCACGGUCACGGAGGAGGCCGAUUUUAACCUCCCGGAGAGGCAGCGCCCGACCUCGUAAACGCAAGCAGUGCUUGCCGGAGGGCACGGGCCGUCUCCCACGUGGCCCGUUACCCUCACGCAGCAUGGAGAGGCGGGUUUCGCGGGUUAUUUCGGAGCGGAUAUGCAUGCGUGCACAUUGGUCUUUCUUCGAGCUGGCGUUGCUGUUUUUCGAGGUGCUGUCACGGUACCACCACCUUUUGGGCUGCAGGCGAGAGAUGUACACCUUGUAUUUGUGCCUAUUACUGCAUUACAUCAGGAGGGGCCUCGCCUGGCGGUACGAGUCGCAGUCAAUGUCAAAUGGAUGUCUGUUUUCCUCCGCGCCUACGGUGGAUGUGCGGCUGCUGAACGACCCCGACGACGCCUGCGCCAGCUUCCGCCAAACACUGCGGCGGUGUGGUGUGCGCGUGCUCUGCCUUAUGGCGGAUGUGAUGCGGUGUCCACCUUCAGCGUUGGAGGACUUGUGCGAUGCGAUACCGAUCGAUUGCCCUACGGACCUGUUGAACGAAGCGUUCGGGCAUUUGAGCUCGAUGCUGCUGCUGCUCGCACACCCCUACGGAGCACAGCAUGGCCAUGGAGAUGUGGUGUUGAGGGCGCGGGUGUUGUUUGUCAUGGCUAAGCGCCUGAUCCGCGAGAACCUUCCGCGUCGAGGUGCGGUGCUGGGACCUCGCUGCAGCCGCGCCCUACGGGCGCUCAAGGACAUCGAGAUAUGCCUGCAAACGCUGCGAGUUUCCGCGCAAGCGCUGAGUUUCGCUGAAAUGCGACGCAACGCGCAUCUGGUGUUGUGCCUGCGUCACCGAGGUUGCGGAGUGAACUUCCACAGUUCGCUGACGCACGGCGCUUCUGCCCUUGGCGCCGCUGCCGUUGACCGUCGCUGGUCAAGUGUCGCGCGCACUCUACAAGGUUAUGUCAUGCACGCGUAG
Molecule: messenger RNA, 1923 nt
Organism: Babesia bigemina
Lineage: Eukaryota; Apicomplexa; Aconoidasida; Piroplasmida; Babesiidae
Exons: 1
Coding region: 1-1923 (640 amino acids)
Source: RefSeq, a predicted model, not a curated record